Knipowitschia caucasica is the source of this 633-nucleotide messenger RNA. The record is from the annotation of a GenBank genome assembly. Lineage: Eukaryota; Metazoa; Chordata; Actinopteri; Gobiiformes; Gobiidae.
AUGAUCACAUCCACCUGUCACAUGAUCUCAUCCACCUGUCACAUGAUCUCAUCCACCUGUCACAUGAUCUCAUCCACCUGUCACAUGAUCACAUCCACCUGUCACAUGAUCACAUCCACCUGUCACAUGAUCUCAUCCACCUGUCACAUGAUCACAUCCACCUGUCACAUGAUCUCAUCCACCUGUCACAUGAUCACAUCCACCUGUCACAUGAUCUCAUCCACCUGUCACAUGAUCACAUCCACCUGUCACAUGAUCACAUCCACCUGUCACAUGAUUUCAUCCACCUGUCACAUGAUCUCAUCCACCUGUCACAUGAUCACAUCCACCUGUCACAUGAUCACAUCCACCUGUCACAUGAUCUCAUCCACCUGUCACAUGAUCUCAUCCACCUGUCACAUGAUCUCAUCCACCUGUCACAUGAUCUCAUCCACCUGUCACAUGAUCUCAUCCACCUGUCACAUGAUCACAUCCACCUGUCACAUGAUCACAUCCACCUGUCACAUGAUCACAUCCACCUGUCACAUGAUCACAUCCACCUGUCACAUGAUCUCAUCCACCUGUCACAUGAUCUCAUCCACCUGUCACAUGAUCUCAUCCACCUGUCACAUGAUCUCAUCACCUGUCACAUGA